This is a messenger RNA of Lingula anatina, 1950 nucleotides long. Its product is annotated as rho-related protein racA-like. Lineage: Eukaryota; Metazoa; Brachiopoda; Lingulata; Lingulida; Lingulidae. Gene Ontology annotation, molecular function: protein binding; GTP binding; GTPase activity. Gene Ontology annotation, biological process: small GTPase-mediated signal transduction. The record is from RefSeq and is a predicted model, not a curated record.
UGUCACACAUGGUAUAAAUAUUGUCCAAGCGCUACUAAUCAUAAAUAAGAGUACCGGAUUAAAAAGCAGAGUGGCUUAGGAAGAAUUCGUAGGUGACAGUCAAAGCCAAAUAGGAGUAAGAGAAAAAAAAUAUCCGGAGAAGACGAUUGUUUGAAACCAAACAUGCAAAACUUGAAGCUCGUGGUGGUAGGAGAUGGUGCGGUGGGAAAAAGUUGUCUCUUGAUCAGCUACGCCACGAACGCGUUUCCAAGUGAAUAUGUCCCUACAGUGUUUGACAACUACAGUUGUAAUGUAAUGGUGGAUGGAAAACCGAUAUCUCUGGGACUAUGGGAUACAGCAGGCCAAGAGGAUUAUGAUCGCUUGCGUCCUCUUUCAUACCCACAAACAGACGUUUUUCUUCUGUGCUUUUCAAUUGUGAGUAGGAGUUCCUUUGAGAAUGUGCCGGCAAAAUGGUUUCCCGAAAUCAGUCAUUAUGCUUCCGGUGUUCCUGUGUUGCUCGUGGGAUGUAAAAAUGAUCUGCGCGUGGGUUCUGGCAGUGCGCGACCUGAUGUCGUAACUGCAGAAGAAGGAAAGGAGAUGGCAAAGAAACUGGGCUUGUCUUGUUAUGUCGAUACUAGCGCUCUCACACAAGAUGGUGUGAAGUUUUGCUUUGAAAACGCAAUCCGUUACGCUUUGAAUGCAGCGCCAAUUCUCAAGAAGAAGGGAGGCUUCUCCUUUUUCGGCAAGAACAAAAAGCCACUCCCUAUUCCGCCAGUCAUGCCACCUGCAGGUAAAGCGCCAUGGCUGACGGUAGAGACGUCAACAUUUGCCGAGGACUGGAAAAAAGUAUUGCAAAACCCGGUCCAUGCUGACGUCACAUUUCUGGUGGAGGGACAGCAGCAUUUAGACGCUCAUCGGGUGAUUCUGUGUGGGGCGUCAAAGAUGUUCAGACAAAUAUUCUCGAGAAAACUGAAAGAAGAGAAUAACCAGCUGACAAAGUUUUCCCCGGGGAGCACGUUUACGUGGGAAGACAUUGCGUCUGGGAAAGUGGAAGGUCUGGCAGGCAUAUGGCAGGAAAAACAGGAGGGGAAUAAGGACGUUAUGAAAACUGUUAUAGAACUAAGUGCAGACAUCAAAGGGGCUGCGUUCGUACAAGUGCUGGAAUUUUUGUAUACAGGUGUGCCAGACCUUAAAGACGAUAUCUCGGACCAAGAACUGGAUGAAAUCACAAGGGUUGCUAAAAUAUUCCAACUCCCUCACCUGGAGACGAUAUGUACAAAUAAGAAAAACGAGGAAGAGUUUUUGAACCCGAGUAUAGGGACGUUCUUAAAUGACCUGACCGGACAGAGCUUGAAAGAGCUGUUCCUCAAUCAGCCUGAGUGGGCCGACAUUGUGUUCAUAGUAGAAGGUCAAAAAGUGUAUGCCCAUCGUGUUGUCUUGUCGGCUCGCUGUGACGUGUUAUCUGCCAUGUUCAGCGGCCAUUUUAGUGAGGGUUCUUCCUGUAUGACAGAGGUACCUCUAUCUGACGUGACAUUGGAAUGUUUCCUUGCUUUCUUGGAAUACCUAUACACAGACCACGCCCCCAUAGAGGAUGGAGAUUCUGUCGGUAUCAUGGUCCUUGCGGACGAAUACUGCCAGCGUCGUUUAGUCAAUCUGUGCGAGUUAUACAUAACAAAGGAAGUGGACAGGUCCUGCAGAGACAACAUAGAAAAAUCAGAUAUUGACGUCAUAGGGUUACUGCUGACGUCACAGAUCCACAAUGCUGAACAGCUUGCUAAUUGGUGCCUUCACUUUAUCUCUACGAACUAUCAGUGUUUUAAAAACAGACCAGAGUUUCCUCUUCUUCAAGAGAAAAACUUGGAAUAUGUGGAAGAGAACCAAUGGCCCCCAGUAGAGUACCUAAACGAGCUUCGGGAGUAUGAGAAACUUACGGCCAAAAGCGAAGAAAAAUGUUCUAUCAUGUAAUGAUAA